GGACCCCGUUCGGCCUUUUCUCCACUUAAAAUAAGUUGAUCUCAUCCCCGCUAGCUGUCGUUUUCUCUAUUUUUUUUUUACUUGUUAUUCAACCUUUCUUUCACCCGUUCUUCUUCUUCUCGUCCUUUUUUUUAUUCAAGGAAAAGCAACUCGAGGACAGCAAUGAAAUUCUCUCAUACAUUGCGAUUCAAUGCUGUGCCUGAUUGGAUUGACUACUAUGUCGCUUACGAUCAGUUGAAAAAGUUGAUUUUCCAAAUUGAAAAGGAACGAGUUGAAGCUGCUGCCGCCUACCAUCGAUCAGAGUCGUCUUCAUCAUCAACAGCUUCCAAUGGCUCAAAUAACGAUCUCGAAUCAGCACAGCCUUCUCCACCAGAGACACUCCAAGGCAGCGAAGACACUUUCCUCGGUGCAAUGGACUUGCAACUUGACAAGGUUGUCGACUUCUACUCCACCAAAGAAAAGGAGCUCUACGACCAACUUGAGCAGCUACCACAUAUUUUGGCAACAACUACUUCCCAUGGCGGCCUGUAUCUCCACGAGCAGCAGAGCGAGUUCGAACGGUCACCGUUGGAAAAGAUUGACUCGACACCUCAUCUCGAGAAGCCACCACAGCGCAAAAUGUCUUUUGAAUCGCGCUUCUCUAGCAAGAGCGAAGGUGCCGGUGGCAUCAAUGUGCAAGCCAUGCUGGAUACACGAUCAUUGAUGAUCACUCUCUAUGUCUCCCUUUCCGAAUUGGAAUCCUAUGUCGACCUCAACAGAAGCGCCUUUGACAAGAUUCUGAAGAAGCAUGACAAGGUUCUCGAUGGCAACUUGCGCGAGCCUUACAACAAGAAGAUGGUCCAAGAAUCGCAACCCUUUACGCCAGAGUCAACAGAAGAGCUGCGAUCCCAUAUUGAACGACUCGAGCGUAUGUAUGCAGAUACUUUUUGUGGUGGCAUCGUCGAGAUUGCUGUGCGCCAGAUGAAGACCCAUUUGCGGGACCAGAUCACGUAUGAUCGAAAUACCGUUUGGCGCGAUAUGAUCGGCCAAGAACGAAAGACGCUCGAUGCCCACGUUGUCGAACAAAAGCCUGCCAAGACUGUUCGAGUUCCGUUUACCAAAUAUUCGAUUCCCAAAGAACUGCUCCACCAGAUCGUUUGUCUUGGUAUAUCCAUUGUUGCGCUGAUAAUCUUGCUUAAUGUGGACAUUUUCAACUCGCGUGAAGAAGAUUACUGCUUUGCCCUCCUCAUCUUUUCCGCUAUUAUGUGGGCUACUGAAGCCGUCCCCUUGUACGCCACCUCGUUGCUGAUUCCAUUCAUGGCUGUACCAAUGAAGAUUCUUCGAAACGACGAUGGCUCCACCAUGGAAGCCAAGGACGCUGCAAGCGAAAUUUUUGCUAGCAUGUUCAGCGGUACCAUCAUGAUGCUUCUCGGUGGUUUUGCCCUCGCUGGUGCUCUCUCCAAAUACGGUAUUGCCAAGGCUUUUGCAUCCCACGUAUUGUCGCGCGCUGGCACACGACCACGAUGGGUGCUUUUAGCCAACAUGUUUGUCGCUGGCUUUUUGAGUAUGUGGAUUUCCAAUGUGGCCACGCCUGUCUUGUGUUUCUCGUUGGCCGAUCCCAUCCUUCGCACGUUGCCCGACGGUUCUCGGGUGGCACCGUGUCUGCUAUUGGGUAUUGCUCUUGCUUCAUGUAUCGGUGGUAUGACAUCGCCCAUCUCGUCUCCUCAAAACAUUGUCACUCUUCAAUACAUGAAUCCCAACCCCGGCUGGGGUAUCUGGUUUGGUGCAGCUCUGCCUAUUGCGAUCAUUUCCUUGUUCGUCUGCUGGGGUAUUUUGCUGCUCGUCUACCGUCCGGACAAGUGCACACCCCACCUCAACAAGAUCAAACCAACCAAAGGCAAGAUCACCUGGUCCCAAGUCUAUAUCAUGGCCAUUACGCUUGCCACCAUUGCUUUGUGGUGUGCUGAAACGGCGAUCGAAGAUUCCAUCGGCAGCACUGGUGUUAUUGCUGCCAUCCCCUUGUUCAUGUUCUUCGGUACUGGUAUCCUCAAAAAGGACGACUUGCACCAGUUCCUGUGGAGUGUUGUGGUUUUGGCUCAAGGUGGUAUGGCUCUUGGUCACGCUGUUACCUCGUCUGGUUUACUCGAAGACAUUGCCCUGCGUAUCAAGGAGGGUAUCCAAGAUCUUGAGGCCAUUGCAAUUCUUUGCAUUUUCGCAUGCCUGAUUUUGGUCUUUUCCACCUUUGUUUCUCACACCGUCGCUGCCUUGAUCAUUGUUCCUAUCGUCCAGCAAGUUGGUGAAAACUUGCCCGUACCUCGCGCCAACUUGUUGGUCAUGGGUGCAGGCUUAGCUUGCUCGGCCGGUAUGGCCCUUCCCGUCUCUGGCUAUCCCAACAUGUCGGCAGUCAUGCUUGAAAAUGCUGCUGGUAAACCAUAUCUUUCGUCCAAGGAUUUCUUGAUUGUUGGUAUACCUACCAGUGUGUUUGCCACAGUCCUCAUUUUCACCUUAGGUUAUGGUAUCCUCUCUGGUGUAGGAUAUUAAUAGCCUCCUUUUCAUUUUUUUAUUCUUUACUAACGUGUUUUUAUAAUUGUAUUUUACACGCACCCUUUCUCUACUUGUCUAUAUAAUGAUUGUAUACCUUGAUAAUCAAGGUGCUUUUGUUGUAUCAUACCCCUUCUCGCUUUUUUCUCCUUACAUUUUCAUCCGCAACAUAUUAUCAUCAUAUUAUUCAUCAACUUUGCUUCUUUGUACAGCGUGUACACUGGACGUUCUAUACAUAAAUUAAACAAUAAAUAGCCACCAUCUCCAGGGGUGGGAACGGCGCAGAAUUACUGUA
Molecule: messenger RNA, 2815 nt
Organism: Zychaea mexicana
Lineage: Eukaryota; Fungi; Mucoromycota; Mucoromycetes; Mucorales; Lichtheimiaceae
Product: SPX domain-containing protein
Exons: 3
Coding region: 163-2520 (785 amino acids)
Biological process (GO): monoatomic anion transmembrane transport; polyphosphate metabolic process; phosphate ion transport
Cellular component (GO): membrane
Molecular function (GO): phosphate transmembrane transporter activity
Source: RefSeq, a predicted model, not a curated record